Linum tenue is the source of this 2310-nucleotide messenger RNA. The record is from the annotation of a GenBank genome assembly. Lineage: Eukaryota; Viridiplantae; Streptophyta; Magnoliopsida; Malpighiales; Linaceae.
UAGCCGCCGCUCGCUGGCUCCCAAAUUCCUGUGUUCUUCCGUAAACCCUAGACCCUUGUAACCUUAUUUGUUUCCUCCUCUGCUCUUCCUUGUCGGCCAUUUUUGGAAUUUGGUCCCUCGAAGUUGCAUACUCUCUGCAGCCAUGACGAAGAAGGAUACGGCGAAGAAGACAGUAGCCAAGCUCAAGAAGAAUAAGCACUACAGACCUGCGGGGAAAAAGAGGGAAGGAAAUGCUGCAAGGUACAUGACACGGUCACAAGCUAUCAAGCAGCUCCAAGUUAAUCUAAGCGUCUUCAGGAAGCUCUGUAUCCUCAAAGGUGUAUUCCCCAGGGAACCAAAGAAGAAGGUUAAAGGUAAUAACCAGACUUACUAUCAUGUGAAGGACAUUGCUUUCAUACAACAUGACCCCCUACUUGAGAAGUUAAGGGAACAGAGAGCAUAUCAGAAAAAAAUACACAAGGCUUUGGCUAAGAAGAAUGAAGAUCUUGCUACCCGACUUCGAACUAGAGAGCCAAGUUACACUCUGGACAGGCUGAUCCGGGAAAGGUAUCCCAAGUUUGUUGAUGCACUCCGGGACUUGGAUGAUUGUCUCUCGAUGGUGCAUCUGUUUGCAGCAUUGCCCGCUGUAGAGAGGUUGAAAAUCAAUGUGGAGCGGGUCCACAGUUGUAGAAGGUUGAGUCAUGAAUGGCAAGCUUAUGUUGCUCGCUGUCAUAAAUUACGGAAGGUGUUUGUAUCAGUAAAAGGCAUAUAUUAUCAGGCUGAAGUUGAAGGCCAGAAGAUUACAUGGCUGGCUCCUCAUGCUAUGCAACAAGUUCUGCCGGAUGAUGUCAACUUCAGUGUCAUGUUAACUUUUGUUGAGUUCUAUGAGACUCUUCUUGGCUUCGUCAAUUUCAGGCUGUACCAUUCCAUCAGUGUGAAGUAUCCACCUAUUCUUGAUCCCAGACUAGAAGCUCUGGCAGCAGGUCUGUUCUAUCUUUAUGCUCUCACAAGAUAUAUGAACGGUAAUACUAAGCGUAUUAGUGAAGAACAAGAGUCCGGUUCCACUAAACCAGAGCACACUAGAGGCCAACUAGAAGGGGCACAGUUUGAAGAGUCCGAGUUAAGACUUUCCCAACUUCAGCAUCAACUUCCUUCAAAUGAAGACAGGGCAUUGAUGCACCUUAUUGAAGAAGACGAUGAUAAUGAUGAUGAUGAGGAUACCAAGAAGUGUAAGAAACUCUUCAAGAACAUGAAGUUCUAUUUAAGCCGUGAGGUCCCUCGGGAGUCUUUGCUUUUCGUCAUUCCUGCUUUCGGUGGUGUUGUCUCAUGGGAAGGAGAUGCAGCUCCUUUUACUGAAGCCGACCAAAGCAUUACACAUCAGAUUGUUGACAGGCCUAGUCAAGGUCACAUGUACCUCUCUCGGGAAUAUAUUCAACCUCAAUGGAUUUAUGAUUGCAUAAAUUUCGGGGUCAUAUUAGAGGCACAUAGAUAUCUGGUUGGAAGGGUUCCUCCUCCGCAUUUGUCUCCUUUCGUUGAUAAUGAAGCAGAGGGUUAUUUCCCUGACUAUGCGGAGACCAUCAAACGCUUUGAGGCUGCUGCCAAAAAUGAAGUCCUCCCUAUGCCAGGUGUGGGGAAGGAUGACUUAGAUGAUCCUCAACUCUUGUUGGCUGAAGGAUAUCUUAGUCGAACUGAGGCUAUUGAAGUUGCUGAGAGAAAGAAAGAGAGGGCAACUUCGGAGAAGCAGUAUCUUGAAGACCUUAAACAAGAAGUACAGGGUCACCCUGAUGCUACUGCAUCUAUCGCUGUUGAGGGCGCUCAAGUCGAGGAAGAGUCUUCUCGUCCCCACUUGGAACAGGUUGCUGAAGACACUGAUGGAACUGCUUUGAUGAUGAUGUCACGUAGAAAUAGAGGACUUUUUAAAGCCAUGAAGAUUGCUAAGGAUAAAAAGAAGGCCAAAGUCGAGAAGCUCAAGCAGCGGAAAAAGCAAAUUGCUGAGAGUACCUAAGGGUGCAGAUGAGGAGCCUUGGCAACUCAAUACAGUUUUGUUCACAUGGUGAAGUUCCCCAAUCUGCUAUAGUUCUCUUUCUAUGCAGUUAUGCUCACUCGUGCUUUUGCAAUCUUGGUUAAAUUGUCUACCAGUAAAACCAAUCUAUAUUGAAGCUUUGUUCAUGUCUUUAAUCUGUAGUCACAGUACUGGCUCUUACAGGGCCUCCUUUCACAUGCUUCUGAAUCAUGUAAUUCAGUAACUGUUGUCAUUAUGGUCAGCUUUGUGAUUCUGUUCCGCCAUCUUUUGUUCUCUUUGUUUUUGAAUGGUUAGUUCUAUUUUUAGUU